AUGGGGAUGUCAGGGGGGGUGCCCAAGACCUACCCCACCCUGGGCCACGUCCCAAAGGUUCAGCUGUACCUCAACCAGACACUCUUCCUAUGCCCUGCACAGCCUGUGCCCAGCCCCCCACCACCCACUCGCCCCUUGCCCCUGCCUGUCUCCAGGGACCUUGUGGCAGAGAACUGGGCAGAGAAGGAGCCCAAGCAGCCUACAAAGGACAUGGCUCUGAAGCCACAUGAGCGGAAGGAGAAGUGGGAACGUCGCCUCACCAAGAAGCCCCGGGAGUCAGAAAACUGCCCAUCUGCAGAGCCGAGUGAGAAUGGGCGGCCCCUGGAGGCAGGCAGCCCUGGGCAGGACGUAGAGCCUGCCUGUGCUGGGGGGGCCAAGAAGGUCCCGCUGCAGCCCUCCAAGCAGAUGAAGAUCACCCUGUCCAAAGGGGGUGACCGGAACAGUGACGACGACAGCGUCCUCGAGGCCACCAGCUCCCGGAGGAGCAGUCCUCGGGACCAGCUCAGUGACAGCUCGGCGCAGGCGGUCUCAGGGAGAGGCUACUCCUGUGACAGCGAGAGCGGCGUGGACGACAAGGCAUCAGUGGGCUCUGAGAAGCUUUUUGCUCCGGCAGCUGAUAAAGGUCCUGCGCGUGGCGACAGGUCCGAGGCCAAGGCCGGGGCGGUGCCCAAGGUGUCGGGCCUGGAACGCAGCCGAGAGCUCAGCGCCGAGGCCCUCCUGCCAGCCGCACCCAGCCCCCCACCUGCCGCUCCCGGCACCCGCGCCAGCCCCCUGGUGAAGAAGGAAGCCCCCACUGCGCCCCGCCACGCCCCGCAGCCGCCCGCGCCCCUGCAGUCCCACGGCCCGCUCCCGACACACGUGCCUCCGUCCCUGGGCGCCUUCGCGGGCCCGGGUCCCGGCCAGGCGGCACCCAACGGCCUGCACGUUUUCAGCAGGAGCAGUAGCGCGGGCAGCGGCGCCCCCCUCGGCCUGGCGAAGCACGUAUCGCUGUCCCCGCUUGGGCCGGGCCCCCACCUGUCUACCUCACACCUGGCGCUCCGGUCCCAGGCGCAGCACCAGCACCACACGGCGGCCAUGUUCGCUGCCCCCCCGACACUGCCCCCGCCUCCAGCGCUGCCCGCCAGCAGCCUGGUCAUCCCAGGACACCCCGCAGAUGCCAGCCUGUUGAUCUCAUUCAACCAGCCAAUCAUGUAUUGCCAGCCUCAUUCGGGGAUUCUGAUUGAUCACGAGCUGCUCAGGCAAGAGCUGAACACGCGGUUUCUGGUGCAGAGCGCCGAGCGGCCUGGCGCCUCCCUGGGCCCGGGGGCUCUGCUGCGGGCGGAGUUCCACCAGCACCAGCACACACACCAACACACACACCAGCACACACACCAGCACCAACACACAUUCGCCCCCUUCCCCGCGGGGCUGCCCCCGACGCCGCUCAUGCCACCCUCUGCACCCACACUGUUUGACAAGUACGCUCCCAAGCUGGACAGCUCCUACUUCCGACAUUCCAACAAUUCAAACCCCAUCGAGGUCACAGGCCGGGCCAGUGCAGUUCACACACUCCUGCAGAAAGUCCCUGGGGUGUCUGAUCCAUACCGCUCAGCAGUCAGGAAGCCAGGGAAGUGGUGUGCAGUGCACGUGCAGAUCGCCUGGCAGAUCUACCACCAUCAGCAGAAGAUGAAGAUGCAGCUGGACCCCCACAAGCUGGAGGUGGGCGCAAAGCUGGACCUGUUCAGCAGACCCCCCGCCCCAGGUGUGUUUGCAGGAUUCCACUACCCACAGGAUCUCGCCCGGCCCCUCUUCUCCAGCACAGGUGCUGCCCAUCCCACCACCAACCCAUUCGGACCCUCACCCCAUCAUGGCAGCUUCCUGCCCACUGGUCACCUGACAGACCCUUUCAGCAGAUCAAGCACCUUCGGGGGCCUGGGGAGCCUGGGCAGCCACGCCUUCGGAGGCCUGGGCAGCCACGCGCUGACUCCCAGCGGCAGCAUCUUUGCCCCCAAGGAGGGCUCCACGAUGCACAGCCUGCCCAGCCCCCACGAGGCCUGGAACCGGCUACACCGGGCACCACCCUCCUUCCCCACGCCGCCCCCAUGGCCCAAGCCUGUGGAUGCCGAGCGGGUCUCAGCCCUGACCAACCAUGACCGGGAGCCAGACAAGGGCAGGGAGGAACGGGAGCGGGACCUCCUGGAGAAGACGCGCCUGCUGAGCCGGGCCUCGCCGGCCGCCCCCACCAGCCACCCCAUCAGCAGCCUCCUGCUCCACAGCCAGGGUGAGCUGGGCCGGCCCGGGGUCCCUGCAGAGCAGGCUGAGCCCCGGGUCAAGGAGAGCCGCUCACCUGCCAAGGAGGACAGCGCCAAGCUGGCCGUGCGCCCGCCGUCGCCCUACAGCACGGCAGCCCAGGGCGACGUGAAAGUCAAGGAGGAGUGCAGAGAGGACGAAGUGCCCGAGCCCCCGGGGGGCGCCACUGAGCGCCCGCGCGCGCUGCCCGCGCCCCUGCAGCUGGGCCUGGGCCGCGAUCGCCUGGGGCCUCCCACGCCCCCGGGGCCGCCGCCUCCCACGCGCAGCAGGACUACGCCGCUCGCCCCCAGCGAGGCGCGGGAAUACUCCCCGUCCCGCAACCCCCAGGAGGUAGAGGCGCGGUAGUCCCCGCGGGACCGCUCCGCCGGAGGAGGCUUGAACUGUGUACAGAGACCGUUUUACAAAUGCACUGCUGUAAACUUUUUUAAGUGUAAAUUUCUAGACCCUAAGCACAGUUCCAUCACAUCCUGGGUGACCCUCGCUUUUCCACUGGAAGCCUGCGGAGUCGGGGAAUCAAUAUACAGCUUUUCUGGGAGUGAUCUUUCCUUUUCCAGGCUUGAGAUUAGGCUACUGGCAAAAAACAAAUUCAAGUUUAUACUAUUUUCCCCACAGGUGAGAAACGUUUUUAGUGGAUUUGUAUUUUUCUUAACUCUGUGCUCUUUAGACAUUUAAAAGACCAAAAAAGAAACUUUUUGCUCCUUGACUUUUUGUUGGGCUUUGCAAUUUAAUGGCCUCAGAUCCCUCUCCAAAGCCCCAGGGUUUCUUUGUCUUAUUUAUAGAGGAAAAACGGUCAUUUUGUCCAACGCACUGUGAGGCUCCCCACUCAGGCCUGGCCUGGCCCUCCCUUGGUACUUGGAACCGAAGUUACAGGUAUAUAUUAAAAUAAUUAAUAAUAAUGUAUAAAACAUUGUGUUUUUGCCUUAUUCUAUUAUGCAGAAGUGUAAAAGGAUUUCUUUUUUGGUUUGUUUUAAAAAAAAAAAAAAGUGUAAAUAGUCUGUUGAUAUAAAUAUAUGACAUUAAAUUCUUAGGUAGACUUUAUAAAAAGUUUCCAGAAACCCCUCUGGUUAUUUGUUUAACAUGGUCACAAAAUCCCACCCGCUGUCAGUUGCAAACACCCUCAGAAGUUGAACUGCAGCAGCUACCCUUCCACUAUGCAAGCGCUCCGGGGCAGGUGGACGCUCAGCUGUCUGGGGGAAGAAGGUUCCAUGAGCGAUUUCCCAGCCCCUGCAACCCUGCGGCAGAGGCUGCCCACGGAGGGUGGUUGUCCUCCCAGCAGUGGCCCUGUCCUCCCAGGACUGGCCGGCUCCUGCCGCAAGGACAAUUCUGUGGAUCCUUGUGCUAAUCGUGCAGUGUUCUUCUUGGGAUCUGUAUACCAGACAAGUAGAAUUUUAGAAGUGCAAGAGUCUAAAGGUCGAUUACAAAAAAAACUAAUAACUUCUGUACAUUUCCUCUCCUGUGUGAAGCCAUCAGCAAACGUUUGUCUUGGUGUGGUCCCUUCGCCUCCCAGUACCUCAGCAUGGUUUCCUUUUGGCUUUGGUUCUGGCUCAUCACCGCGUGCUGCUGUCAGUUUGUCCUGGUGUUUGGGUUGUGUCUCUGCCGGGCUUCUGUGCCUUGUGGAUUCAGCCAUUGCAGCCAUUUGCUUUGUUCAGUUCUGUAUUUUCAACCGUUUUCCACUGUGGACUCCAGUUGUUUUCAACAUUCUGUUCUCAUGUCAAUCAAUGAAGAUAAAUACAGCCUUGAUUUUGGAUGAAA
Molecule: messenger RNA, 4041 nt
Organism: Galeopterus variegatus (Sunda flying lemur)
Lineage: Eukaryota; Metazoa; Chordata; Mammalia; Dermoptera; Cynocephalidae
Gene: FBRSL1
Product: fibrosin-like 1
Exons: 24
Coding region: 1-2634 (877 amino acids)
Source: RefSeq, a predicted model, not a curated record